CGGCCGUGUGUCCGUGGCCGUGUAGGAAGCCUGAAGUCCACUUAAUCGAAACUCCGCGUUUUGACACUUACACGGGUAGCUGGGUAAGCCACACGGCCGUGUGGCCUGCCCGUGUGGUUUGGAAAAUAUGGUUUUAACAAAAAUUCGAGCCAAAGGAGAGAGAGUCGACUUUUUGGAGCAAAAACAGAGCCCUAGAGAGAGAAGGUGCGAAGAACACAUCCUAGAAGCGAUCUUGGAGAUCAUCAUAGGAGUGAAAAUCAUUAUCCCAGAGCAGAUUCUUCCCAUUGUUAUGAGUAUGACUGUUUUAUAUUUUGUUUUUCCCUCUCUCUCUAUGGAGUAGAACUCUCUCUCACUUGGGUAUGAAGAACCCUAGUUCCAUGUGUUAGUAAUCUUGAUUGUAAUUACGUUUGGAUUGUGAUACUGCUUGAUUAUAAUUGAUUGAAGUGUUUGGAAUGAGUCAAUUGAAGUUUGAUCACCUUUUAUUGAUUUCUGUUGCAACCUGAGAUAGAUAGAAUCUGAUUAGGUGGUUAGAGCUUCUUCAAUUGGUAGUAGUGAAUCGAUUAUACGAGAGUUAGUCAAUUCACUGCUUUGUACUGGAAUCUAAUUCCAGUAGUGGAGUUUUGUGUUCAUGGCCUCGGCUUUCUAUCCUGGUGAAGAAUAGUCGUCUGCCGGGUAGUUGGACUGAGGGGGCUUGGUCAGCUUAAGAGAUUCCAAGCUACUGUCACCAACCCCUCGCCGGAAUCCUCUCCCCCUCGCUGGUAAAAACCAAGACUUUUGAUUUUUUUGGCGAUUUUCUGCCACUUUUGGUCGGUUUUUCACCAAACCACCACCCAACCUAAUCUUCCCUCCUCCUUUUCGGCAUUUACCUUGCUUUUGGGGCGAUUUGGGCCGUAUUUGGGUCACCGGAAGCGAUUUCCGGCGAGACUCUGGCGAGGCUCCGACCUGCAUUUUCGGGCAGAUUUUCAGGUUUUCGUCGCUUCCAUUGCCUUCCCCUCAUCACCCCCUACACCUCUACUUGUGUCUCCAGGUUUGAUUUUGCCCUUUACCUUGUGAUUUGUGGAGAAUUGGGUGUUAGGGUGUACUUUUAGAGAACCACUUUGAAAUGUGUGAAUUGAUUGAAAUUGAUUGAAAGGAAGGCUUGGUUUAUGUGUGGAUUGUGUUGGGCAAUGUUUCCCUUGCUUGAUUGAGCUCUUGUAUGCUAUGAAUUUACCAUUCUAUGCUUAACUUAAACUUGCACACAAGGUAUUCGAUGAAAUGCCAGUUUUUUAUACCAUUUUGUGGAAGCCGGUUGGGGCCCUUAAUGAUGUGCUUUGAUGGUGUAUUUGCUAUGGAUGUGAACCUUAAGUGGCCUACUUUAUUGUGGAUGUGCACCGCCACCCAGAUUGUGCUUGUUUGAUCGAUUUAUCAACCCCCGAACUAUGGAUGAAACUAUGGUUCGACUAUUUUCUAUUUUCUAUUUUCAAGUGUGGGGGUGUGAUUGACCGUUUCUAUGGCUCUUUUGGCUCCACUUUGGUUUGUUUUCUUUCAGGACCAUGUCGAAGACUGAUCUCAAGCAUUGGUUCAUCUGUGAUUUGAAGAGGGGCCCCCACAAGGAUCGCUUUAAGCGCGUCCAAGUAUCAAAGUUUGGGAGGCACCACUACUGGUCCAGGAGGGAGUUUCAGAAGCUGAUUUGCUUCGAUCACUUCCUCAAUAUUGCCACCAACCGCGCAUGGUGUCGGCUGUUGUCUCUACACGAGAAGGUCUACUACGAGUUGGUGCUAGAGUUCUACACGACCUUUAGGCACGCCGACACCACCGAUUGGACGGACAGCGAGGCCGUUAAGUGCAGGCUAGGUGGUGAACCUCGCUCUAUGAGCCACCACGAUUUGGCUAUCGCUCUAGACCUCGGCCUGGACGACGACGAGGAUUAUGUCACCGAGCUCAAUAGUCUAGCCGUUGUAUGCUUCAAGGCUUUGUACGCGCAGCUCGCUCGACCCGGUCAACCUCCCAUCCAGCUCGAGAAUCGUCUGCUACACCACAUGCUUGCGAAGUCCUUCACUCCAGCUGGAGAUAGUGCCAGUACCCUGACUAGGUGGUCCAUGUACUUCAUCCACUCCAUCCGCACUGCGAACCAUGAUCUCCACCUGGGUUCUGUGGUGGCGAGGACUCUGGACAAGAGUGAUGUUAAUAUGGGGACCCUCCACCAAGGUUCUAAAAGGCGCUAAGCGUAAGGCAGGCGCUCGGCUCUUGACUUGCGCCUUGCCCGAUUAGGCGUAGUCUAGGCGCGCCUAGGCGUUUAGAGCAUAAUGGAAAAACUCUCAAAUAUUUCAUAUUUUCUGGUAUAAUUCAUAUAAUCUAAGUGCAUAUAAAAUUAGCAAUGCCUAGUUCUUAACAGUAAACACUUAACAUAACA
Molecule: messenger RNA, 2392 nt
Organism: Linum trigynum
Lineage: Eukaryota; Viridiplantae; Streptophyta; Magnoliopsida; Malpighiales; Linaceae
Source: the annotation of a GenBank genome assembly